This is a messenger RNA of Diaporthe citri, 918 nucleotides long. RefSeq lists its product as uncharacterized. Gene Ontology annotation, molecular function: metallopeptidase activity; integrin binding; zinc ion binding. Gene Ontology annotation, cellular component: extracellular region; cell surface; fungal-type cell wall. NCBI's taxonomy places the organism in Eukaryota, Fungi, Ascomycota, Sordariomycetes, Diaporthales, Diaporthaceae. The record is from RefSeq and is a predicted model, not a curated record. Bases 1 to 918 code for a protein of 305 amino acids. The transcript is spliced from 3 exons.
AUGCUUUCUCCGUCGGUCCUCGUCUUGUCCGCUCUGACAGCAGUGUCAGCAGCUCCUACAUCUCUCGUAGAGGGAAGACAGGCUGCCUUUGAGGUCACCGAACAGCAGCCAUGGAAUGCUGGAGCUGUCACUGAGUUCCGAAUCCACCCCAGCUGCAACGCCUCACAAGCACACCAGCUUCGUCAGGGUCUCAACGAUGCGGUGGAGCUCGCUCAGCAUGCCAAAGAUCACGUCAACCGCUGGGGAAGCAGCAGCGAGUUCUACCGCAAGUACUUCGGAAACGCUCCUACGCCUGAGGUCAUUGGUGCUUUCGACACGAUUGUGAACGGCAACAAGGCAAACGCCCUCUUCCGCUGUGACGAUCCUGACGGGAACUGCCAAAAUAUGCCCACUUGGGCCGGUCACUGGCGUGGAGACAACGCAACUGAUGAGACAGUCAUUUGCCCUACCUCCUUCUUUGAGCGCCGCCCACUUUCAACACUUUGUGCGCGAGGCUACAACGUCAGGGAACACUCUCGCUUGGUCUACUGGGGUUCUGAUCUGCUGCACCGUCUUUUCCACGUACCCGCGUUUGGCCAGGAAUACAUCGACCAUUAUUCCGAGGGAUAUGAAGGCAUCAUCGAGUCUGCCGCCAACAACAGCCCAAACAGCACGCACGACUCCGACGGGCUGCAGUACUUUGCCCUGGACGUCUACGCGUACGACAUCAUCCUCCCCGGCGAGGGCUGUCCCGGCCCAAGCGGUCCCCCGAGCACAGAGACGAGCUCGGCUCCGGCGACCUCGUCGACGGAUGCUUCUUCGGCCACCCCCAGUGCGACAAGUACCGCAACAGCAACCAGUGCGGAAUCAGCUGCCUCGGAAACUGCGCUGCCAGAUAACUGCCACACGCACUCUGACGGCGCCGUCCACUGCACUUAA